AUGUCAGACUGGGACUCAACUACUGUUAUCGGCCAGAGAGUAAGAACUGGCGGUGGUGGCCCAAGACAACAAGUGGCACGUACUCAAGGUGAGAUUAACGCUGCCAGAAGAUCUGGUAAUGUGCUUUCUGUCGACAAAAAAUACAGUUCUAGCAACGCCAAGGGCAACAACGAAGGACAAAGACUCACAAAAGUUGACCGUGAAACGGAUAUUGUCGUUCCUAAGAAAUUGGACGCCUCGGUCGGGAAAGUAAUCGCCAAAGCUCGUGGUGAUAAGUCGUUGACUCAAAAGGACUUGGCCACCAAGAUCAACGAAAAGCCUACCGUCAUUAAUGACUACGAGGCUGGUCGUGCUAUUCCUAACCAACAGAUCCUAGCUAAGCUGGAGCGCGCCUUGGGCGUCAAACUACGGGGUAAGGGUAUCGGAGAGCCUUUGGGCCCUAAGAAGAAGGCUUAA
Lachancea lanzarotensis is the source of this 456-nucleotide messenger RNA. RefSeq names its product LALA0S01e15610g1_1 (gene MBF1). Bases 1 to 456 code for a protein of 151 amino acids. Gene Ontology annotation, molecular function: DNA binding. Gene Ontology annotation, cellular component: nucleus. The transcript has a single exon. Lineage: Eukaryota; Fungi; Ascomycota; Saccharomycetes; Saccharomycetales; Saccharomycetaceae. The record is from RefSeq and is a predicted model, not a curated record.